Messenger RNA from Pygocentrus nattereri (red-bellied piranha), 8015 nucleotides. It is a transcript of the gene sbf1, whose product is annotated as SET binding factor 1. The record is from RefSeq and is a predicted model, not a curated record. The transcript has 44 exons. Bases 178 to 5985 code for a protein of 1935 amino acids. NCBI's taxonomy places the organism in Eukaryota, Metazoa, Chordata, Actinopteri, Characiformes, Serrasalmidae.
CACGCGCGCGGCUCACCGCUGUCAGGGCUCGGCACGGCGACAGUAUGGCGGCGGGCUGCUGCUGGAAGGAUGCUGCUGUCGCCUCUGUGCUUUCUGCUGCCUCCGGCAUGUGAGCGGACCCUCGGCGGCGAGUGGAAAGUCGACGACGAGAGAGGCCCGUGGCCGUGAACAGCGAGGAUGGCCAGACUCGCGGAUUAUUUCGUGGUGGUGGGAUACGAUCUCGACAAGAGAGGGGGAAGUGAGGGUCAAGGCCGGAUUCUCCAGCGAUUCCCAGAGAAAGACUGGGAGGAUAACCCCUUCCCCCAGGGCAUUGAGCUAUUCUGCCAGCCCAGUGGAUGGCAGCUGGUUCCCGAAAGGCUGCCCGCCUCCUUCUUUGUGGCUGUGCUCACAGACAUUAACUCGGAGCGCCAUUACUGUGCCUGCUUCACUUUCUGGGAGACUGUAGAGAACCCUCAGCUGCAGAAGGAAGAGCCCAGCGAGGCUGAUGAGGACGAGACGCCUGAGCUCCUCCAGCCAGCACAGCUCUAUGCCCCCAAGAGUCUGGUGCUGGUGUCCCGCCUGGACCACACCGAGGUGUUCAGGAACUGCCUAGGACUUAUCUACACCGUUCAUGUGGAUAGCCUUAACGUUCCCUUGGAAACGGUCAUUGGGAACCUCCUAACCUGCGUCAUUCCCAUCGCUGGAGGGUCUCAGAUAAAUGAUCCCCCAGUCUGUAGUUUAUCUGACUGGCUUCUGGGUUGUUUCCAGCCAGACCAGGAGGACAGAGAGGAAGGCUUGAGGACCAUCACCUUGGGGGCAGGAGAUAGACAGGUCAUCCAAACGCCCAUUAACGACUCCCUCCCUGUGAGUGGUUGCAGCGUGGCUCAGCUCUUCAGGCAACUCGGCAUAGUGAACGUUCUGUGUCUGUUCUGUGCUGCUCUGACCGAGCACAAGAUCCUCUUCCUGUCCAAGAGCUACCAGCGGCUCACCGAUGCCUGCAGAGCCCUGUUGGCCAUUAUGUUCCCACUCAAAUACAGUUUCACCUAUGUCCCCAUCCUGCCUGGUAAGCUGCUGGAAGUCCUCAGCACACCGACGCCCUUCAUCAUCGGGGUCAACUCCUUCUUCCGCUCGGAGACGCAGGAGCUGUUGGAUGUGAUCAUUGCGGAUCUGGACGGCGGCACUGUGACCAUCCCGGAGUGUGUCCACAUAUCUCUGCUGCCUGAGCCUCUUCUGCAGCACACGCAGACGGUCCUUUCCAUGGUCCUGGAUCCAGAGCUAGAGGUGGCGGACUAUGCCUUUCCCCCUUCCUCCACCCAGCCCUCCGCUCUCAGGAUCCAGGAUAAGGAGAUCCGUGCUGUGUUCCUGUGGCUGUUUGCCCAGCUUUUCCUGGGCUACCGCUGGUGUCUGCAUAUCAUACGCAUCCACCCAGAACCUGUCAUCCGCUUUCAUAAGGCUGCCUUUCUUGGCCAUAGGGGUCUGUCUGAGGAUGACUUCCUGAUGAAGGUGCUGGACGGCAUGGCGUUUGCAGGUUUUGUGUCCGAGAGAGGCGCUCCCUACAGGACCACAGACCUGUUUGAUGAUCUCAUUGCCAACCAAGUGGAGCGUAUCCGGCAGGAGCAAGGCGAUCCCCACAAAGUGAUGAACCACAUAAAGGAACUGGCCGAGCAUCUCUUUAAAAACGAGAACCCAUACCCGGCAGUGGCGAUGCACAGAGUGCAGCGGCCAGCGGACAGCCCACAUUCUCGGUCUCAUGCCUCCCAGGCUUUGUUUCCUCAGUUGGAUGACGUGGCCGUUCAGCUGUUCAUAGACCAUGCAGCCGCCAAGCUCAAAACGGCCCCUCCUGUAGUCAAGGCUGAGUUGAAGGAGAUGGUGCCCUCUGGACCUCCACUGGCUGACACUGUUGACAAGAAUGGCAGUGUCCUGGCUAACAGUGCCCGGAGACUAGAGGUGGUCAGGAACUGUAUCAAUUACAUCUUUGACAACAAAAUGCUGGAGGCAAAGAAGCUGAUGCCGGCAGUGUUGCGGGCGCUGAAAGGACGCGCGGCACGCGUGUGCUUAACUCAGGAGCUGAACCAGCAUGUGCUGCAGAACAGAGCGGUACUGGAUGACCAGCAGUUCGACUACAUUGUCCGCAUGAUGAACUGCACUUUGCAGGACUGCUCUCACAUAGAUGAACAUGGCAUCGCAGCAGCUUUACUGCCCCUGGUCGCUGCCUUCUGCAGGAAACUUGGUGGAGGAAUCACACAGUUUGCCUACAGCUGUGUACAGGAGCAUAUGGUGUGGACCAACAUGCAGUUUUGGGAAGCCAUGUUUUACAGUGACGUGCAGAACCAUAUCAGAGCACUCUACCUGGAGACCGAGGAUGGAGGAGCACCUGAUGAGGAGGGUACGAGUGGGUUGAAGCAGGUGAGUGCUCUGGAGCUUGCAUCCGAGCAGACGCGUCUGUGGCCCACGCUGACUAAGGAGAGUCAGCAGGAGCGUGUACAGAAGGAGGAGAGCACGGUCUUCAGCCAGGCCAUCCACUACGCUAACCGCAUGAGCUACCUGCUCUUGCCACUCGACACCAGCAAGAACCGCCUGCUGCGCACCACCGGCCUGGCCGACGUGGAGAGUGUUAGCAACAGCUAUGUCACUAACAGCAUCGCGGGCAGCAUGGCAGAGAGCUACGACACUGAGAGCGGCUUCGAGGAUGCAGAGAGCUCCGACGUGGCCAACUCUGUGGUGCGCUUCAUCAACCGCUUUGUGGACAAAGUGUGCAAUGAAAGUGGGGUGACCAAUGAACAUCUGAAGGCCCUUCACACCAUGAUACCAGAUAUCGUACAGAUGCACAUCGAGACGUUGGACGCAGUCUAUAGAGAAAGCAAGAGACUGCCUCCCAUCCAAAAGCCCAAGCUCCUGAGGCCCACACUGCUGGCAGGCGAGGAGUUUGUGAUGGAUGGAAUGCGGGUCCACCUAGUUUCAGAUGGCCGUGAGGAGGCCACGGGUGUGAUGGGUGGUCCUCCCUUGUUGCCUGCUGAGGGAGCCAUUUUCCUCACCACAUACCGCAUCAUCUUCAAGGGCAUGUCGAUCGACCCUCUGGUCGGAGAGCAGGUGGUGACGCGCUCCUUCCCCAUCGCCUCUCUCACUAAAGAGAAGAAGAUUUCAGUUCAUAUCCCAAUGGACCAGUUCAUCCAGGAGGGUCUUCAGCUACGUUCUUGUACCUUUCAGCUGAUGAAGAUAGCGUUUGACGAGGAGGUGGCGUCAGACCUGGCUGAGGUGUUCCGGAAGCACAUGCACAAACUCCGCUACCCACAGCAUGUACAGGGCACCUUUGCCUUCACCGUGGGUCAGUCGGCCAAGCUGGUGGUGGAACACAAGACCAAGGACAAGAACCAGUCACUAAAAACCCUCUCCAAAAACCUGGUGAAAAGUGCUAAGCGGACCAUCGGACGGCAAUACGUGACCCGGAAGAAGUACACUCCUCCAACCUGGGAGAACCGUAGCAGCCUGCAGUCUGAAAUGGACGAGGACGAGAUCUCAGUGUCUGAGGAGCUAGAGCAGAGUGCACUCACGCUUUCCUCCACCAUCCGCUCGUCUGACCGCCAGACCAUGAGCAAUGUGGUGGAACGGGCCUGUUGUCGUGACUACCAGCGGCUGGGUUUGGGCACGCUCAGUAACAGCCUUACACGCUCCAAGAACGAGCCGUUUCGCAUCUCCACAGUCAACCGCAUGUACACCGUCUGCAGGAGUUACCCAGGCCUGCUGAUUGUGCCUCAGAGCAUCCCGGACUCCACUAUCCAGCGCAUCUCCCGCUGCUACCGCCAGAACCGCUUCCCUGUGGUGUGCUGGAGGAACUCCCGCACAAAAGCUGUGCUGCUGAGAUCUGCCGGCCUGCAUGCCAAGGGAGUGGUGGGCUUCUUCAAGUCCCCCAACGCCCCUUCUGCAGGACCAUCCCAAGCUGACUCAACUAGUCUGGAGCAGGAGAAGUACCUGCAGGCCAUCAUCAGCUCCAUGCCCUCCUACAACGAGGCCAGCGGCAGGAACACCCUCAGUGGCUUCACAUCCACACACAUGAGCACCUCAGACUCAUCAGACAAACUGAGGCAACCUAAAAUUGGAGUUCUUAUGAAGCAAGUUUUGGGCACGAAAGAGGACCUGCCUGGAACCUUCAGUCGAGGAGCGCUGGGUCAGAGGGCAAGGGUCAUCUCCCUCUCUCAGACUAAAGUUUCAGGCAAGGCCCGUGGCUCACCAAGAGGGAAGUGGGGCAGUAUCCGGGGCAGCGGGCGUCUCAGUGCCUACAAUCCAGAUGUGGGGAACCGGCUGGCAGGGAAGGAGUCACCCCAGGCCAACGGCGGCCCUGCCGAACCCUACUUCCUCCGGCAGCAACGUGCAUACCUCUAUAUCAUCGGAGACAAGUCCCAGCUCAAGGGAGGAAAGCAGGACUCCUUCCAGCAGUGGGAGGUGGUGCCUAUCGAAGUGUUUGACGUGCGGCAGGUGAAAAAUAGCUUUAAGAAGCUAAUGAAGGCCUGUGUACCCUCCUCGCCCUCCAGUGAGCCCAACAUGUCUUUCCACCGCUGCCUGGAGGAGUCCGAUUGGAUGAACCUGCUGCAUAAGGUUCUACAAGUGUCUGUUCUUGUGGUGGAGCUGUUGGCCACUGGUUCUUCAGUCAUGGUGAGCCUGGAGGAUGGAUGGGACGUCACAACGCAGGUGGUGUCUCUGGUGCAGCUUCUGUCAGAUCCGUAUUAUCGCACAUUUGAUGGCUUCCGGCUACUGGUGGAGAAAGAGUGGCUGUCCUUCGGCCAUCGCUUCAGUCACCGCGGUGCUCAGACGCUGGCCAGCCAAAGCAGUGGUUUCACACCAGUCUUCCUCCAGUUUCUCGACUGCGUGCACCAGAUCCAUCUUCAGUUCCCCAUGGAAUUUGAGUUUAGUCAGUACUACCUUAAGUUCCUGGCCUAUCACUAUGUAUCCAAUCGCUUCCGGACCUUCCUGCUGGACUCCGACUACGAACGUAUUGAGCUUGGGGUCUUGUAUGAAGAGAAGGGAGAGAGGAGAACCCCUCAAGUCUGCAAGUCUGUAUGGGAUUACAUUGACCGCCUGCACAAGAAGACUCCCAUCUUCUACAACUACAUGUUCUCUCCAGAGGAAGAGGAGGUCCUAAGGCCCUACAGCUUCAUCUCUAACCUGAAGGUGUGGGACUUCUACACGGAGGAGACGUUGUCGGAGGGGCCGUCAUAUGACUGGGAGCUGGUGCGAGGGAGACCUGAGGGGCACACCGAAGAUACAGCAACUGAUAGGCCCGAAACGGCAGCGCCCAAGUCACAGCGGCGCGUGGUCUGGCCCUGCUACGAUAGUCUGAGUAAAGUGCUGCCAGAUGCCAUCACCAAACUACUACAGGAUGUGCAUAACCUCGAGGCCGAACUGGGACACGUCUCUGAGAAGUGGAAGGACACCUGGGACAAGAUCAAGACUACCCAAAGGACUGAGACCAAACUGGAAAGCCGGCACUCGUUCUCCAGCUCGCUCCUAAUGUCAUCUAACCUAAUCCACCAGAGGCGCUCACAGGGUAUGUACCUGCAGGAGAGCGGUGUGGGCUCCUCCAUCAACCUGGCCUUGGACUGCGAGGCCAGUGCCACCUCCACACCUGCCUCUGGCCGUCCCAGCACCAGCAACCUCUACUCCCAGUUUCAGAGCACUGAGAGUGAGAACCGGAGCUAUGAGGGAAUCUUGUUCAAGAAAGGAGCACUGCUGAAACCUUGGAAACCACGCUGGUUUGUGCUGGACAAGACCAAACAUCAGUUGAGAUACUACGAGACGAGGCAGGAUAAAGAAUGCAAGGGUGUUAUUGAACUGGCUGAGGUGGAAUCUGUCAUUCCGGGCACACCUGCAAUGGGAGCCCCUAAAAACGUAGAAGAGAAAGCCUUCUUUGAUUUGAAAACGACCAAACGAGUGUACAACUUUUGCGCGCAGGACAGCCAGAAUGCACAGCUGUGGAUGGACAGUAUUCAGAGUUGCCUAUCUGACGCGUAGAAGGAGAGGCUCUGUGGAGGAGAGACUAUUAGUACUGAAAGGAUAUCUGCUGGGCUCCCUGAUGGACAUGGCUCUUAGCCAAUGACAGGGCUCGUCCAGCAGAGAUAGAAACGGGGUGUCGGCCUCCAUUGAGUGUUGGCGAUAUUGAUCUUAAAAGAAAAGGUUGCACCUCACCACAUUUCAGUGUUUUUGUUUAAAAAAUGUGUAUAAAAAGUAAAAAAAAAAACAAUCUAAGAAUCCCUUCAGAGACAUUUGUUGCUCACAGUCUUUUGUCAGCGUUAGUACUCUAACCACUAUACACCCCCCUGGAUGUUCUGUUGUGCAAGGCAUGAUGUCACUCUUUUUGGGGUCUUAUGGACUACAUCUCUCCAUACAAGUCAAACGUGAGGCUCCGGCAUGCCCAGCUACAGCUAGUCUUCCUCCUGUCGUCCCCCUCCAACAUACUGCCAACUAAACGAAUGCUAUGCAGGGCCCUGAACUCGCCCAGUUAAGAGCCACAACCAAGAAUCUGCCUGCCCUAAAGUUCUCCUACUGCACAUAUAUAUGCGAUUUCAGCUGUACACUGUCACCGUAAGUUAAUUUGGAUUCAGUUUUCUGAGCUACAUUCAGCCAAUCAGGCCUUGGCUUGUUUAGCACACCCACUGCCCUGUCGUCUAAUUGGUUGGCAAAAUUCUCCCCUCUCUGACCGAUCCCACUCAUCACAUUCCUUGGCCUUAUGCUUGUCAAAGCAUGGUGUCCUUUCAAUGGUUCAUGAAGGAUCUAUUCAGUUAACUGGUUUCAUGUACAGUGAAAAUAAUAUCAGUCCACGAUUUGCUGACAUUAUGUAUACUAUAAUAAACACUUAUCCUCUUGCUCAGUUUAUCAGAAUGCCAUCUGGAGAUUAUGUUCUCAGAUUAGCCUGUUUACAAAACUACACAAGGUUCUUACCCGUUUUGGUUUCUCCCUGGUAAACAAUAAGAACCGCUGUCUGUGUUGAGAAUUUAAGGGAUGCUAAAGGAAAAGGAGGGAUAUAUUUUGUUGUGAUAAUUUAUGCACAAAAAAAAGUUUGUUUUUUUUAAAGGUGAGAUGCAAAUGAACAGGGGGAUGGUGGAUAGAGGGGUAUCUGGAGCCUCUCUGUUUCAACAAGUGUCUGUUUACAUCGGUCAGUGGACAGCGGCCUGGCUGUCAUGACAACUGAGCCCUAUUUUGUAUCUAUAAAGAUCAGAUUACCAGGUCUCAGUUAAUAGCCGUAUUUCAAUUGUUUCAUUUGAGCAGUUAUAGUUUACUGGACCUUGUCUAUUGAGCUCACACUUCUCACUCAAGUAGCUGUUACUGUUUAGCCGAAUUUCAGACCCUCAGUAUAAUCUGUCUAACCCGUUUCCUCCCCAAUGAAUAGGACUGCUAUUAUAAGGCUCAAUGUCAUGUACAGCCAGUCGGUUCUCCAGGCCCUGUCGUUGUCAGAACCAGUGUUUUUAGCUAGAGUCUGUUCUGUUUUGAAUCUUGUACAUAGAGGAGUUUAUGUCUGUAUUAUUCCUUUAGAAAGAGAGAGAGAGAGUGAGAGAGAGUCUAUUUAGCUGAACUUGGUAAAGAUGCAAAGUGUCACUUCCUGUUUAUUUUUUAUUCUCCUCCACCAGUUUUGUGAUCCCGGAUACAGAAAACUAACACACAUAUAUACAAACACACUGUAAAAUAGGGUAAUACCGCUGUCUUGUUGAACAUAAAAAUUUGAAUUGUAGAUUUUUUUUUUUGUUCUGAUAACUCCCUUUGUAUAUAAUAUUCAGAUUUAUAUGUUUGUUAGUAAUUUAUUUAACUUUGUCUCCUGAAUAUGACAGUCCUCAGAGCACCACUUAACUUCUCAAUGAUUAGAAACUCCAAUAUGUGCCAUUGUUUAUUUUUUUUUCCUGCAUUAACGUGACUAAUGAUUUUUUUUUUUUUUUUUUUUUUUUUUUGAAAACUUCAUAUACGUCUCAAAUAAAUCCUCAAUGCUCUUUUUUUUCUAACAUGGUGGUCCUCUCCCAGCGUUUGUCUCCUGGGACUAUUUGACGUCAUAU